AGUUCGGCGUAAGGGGGGACGGGCCGUCGAGUGUUUAUGCGCGUUAUGGCGGCGGACAGGCUGUGAUGAGCCACGGCGAAAAAAACACAGCCAGCGAUCCAGCCCUCGAUCAGUUUCCACAGCGGCGACACGGACGAACGUGAAAAUGCAGAUCACGCUGAAAACCCUCCAGCAGCAGACGUUCAAAAUCGACAUCGACGCGGAGGAGACGGUAAAAGCCUUAAAGGAAAAAAUAGAGAAUGAAAAGGGAAAAGAUGGCUUUCCGGUGGCGGGACAGAAGUUGAUAUACGCAGGCAAAAUUCUGAAUGAUGACACGGCGCUCAAGGAGUACAAGAUAGAUGAGAAGAACUUUGUGGUGGUUAUGGUAGCAAAGCCUAAAGCGGCUCCUGCAUCGACAUCUGCCCCAUCAUCUGCUGCCACAGCGACCAGCUCCAGCUCCGCCUCCUCCAGCACUACAGCGACCCCGACCCCGUCUGCUGCCCCGCCCGCAGAAACCCCGGCCAAAGACGACACGCCCGCCGAGGAGAAGCCUGCUGGCGGCGCUGCGCCCUCCUCCACACCCGUCAGUUCGGGUUCUUCGCCAAAUGCAAACAUAUUUGAAGAGGCAACGUCUGCGCUGGUGACGGGUCAGUCCUACGAGAACAUGGUGACGGAGAUCAUGUUGAUGGGAUACGAGAGAGACAAAGUGGUGGCGGCGCUGAGAGCUAGUUUCAACAAUCCUGACCGGGCCGUCGAGUACUUGCUCACGGGCAUUCCUGCGGAGGGCGAGGGCAGUGUGGGAGGUGCUGACCCUGUGGCUCCUGCAGGAGGCGUUCCUGUCGUGUCUACGGGUCUCACUUCACCGUCCAGUACCGCCCCAUCACAGCCCAGCACAGGAUCAGGGGCGAAUCCUCUGGAGUUCCUGAGGAACCAGCCACAGUUCCUGCAGAUGAGACAGAUCAUCCAGCAGAACCCGUCUCUCCUACCAGCUCUACUACAGCAGAUCGGCAGAGAGAACCCUCAGCUCCUGCAGCAAAUCAGCAGCCAUCAGGAGCAGUUUAUCCAGAUGCUUAACGAGCCUGUCCAGGAGGCGGGGCAAGGAGGAGGCGGCGGUGGGGGCGUGGCCGAGGCAGGAGGCAUGAACUACAUCCAGGUCACACCCCAGGAGAAAGAAGCUAUUGAGAGGCUAAAAGCCCUUGGAUUCCCAGAAGGACUCGUUAUACAGGCCUACUUUGCUUGUGAGAAGAAUGAAAAUUUGGCUGCAAACUUCCUUUUACAACAGAACUUUGAUGAUGAUUAGAGGAGGAGUGGCAUCCUGAUCAUUUUCGCCUCUUAUGUUUUUUGUUUUUCUUUUUGAAAGAUCAUUUUGGAGAAGAAAAUCUAUACAAAUACACUCAGUUUCUCACACACACACACACACACACACACACACACACACAGGCUGUCCUAUUCUGUCUAAAUUUUACACACUGGAUGACAUGAGCACGUCCAUCUGGAGAUGACAUCAUUUGUUGGUCUCCAGUGGCAGAAAUCAGUAAAAGCCUCUUUGCUUCAUCUAACAUUUGCCCGUGUGAUACCUGUUUGUUUUUCAUUUGAUCUUUUUUUAUGACCAAUAAAAGCAUUGUUUUCUCCAUUCUUAGGACAUGUUAGCAAGUUCAAGAGGCUUGUGGAAUUUGUUUUCCUUGAAUUAGGAAUCAAGAUUGAUCGGGACGUUUGGUUUAAUCACAUUAGCAUUGUCCCUGUUCAGGACAGUGUUUUUUCUUCUGUUUCUUAUCGCUCUUUCUUUCAUUCAUUCAUUCAAGUUGACCAUUAAUAGGGAUCCCAAAUACUUUACUGCCAUUUAAAACUGCAGCUAAUGACAAGUUAUGUUAGAUUGAUUCCUCUCUUUAUGAAAGUAUCAGUAAAGGAUAUCAGCUCUUGCUGUGGAUGUUUUGAGUAAUACUGACAAAUGCAGGCCUUUCAUAUACAUUAAGAACCAUUAAAAGCAUGUAUAUGACUUCCAUAGUUUGACAUAGUUUUGAAGUUAAUAUCACUAUACUGUCAUUUUUACAGGGAAAUAAACGUUUUCAACGUAAAUGCA
Molecule: messenger RNA, 2059 nt
Organism: Megalobrama amblycephala (Wuchang bream)
Lineage: Eukaryota; Metazoa; Chordata; Actinopteri; Cypriniformes; Xenocyprididae
Gene: rad23b
Product: RAD23 homolog B, nucleotide excision repair protein
Exons: 10
Coding region: 146-1279 (377 amino acids)
Biological process (GO): nucleotide-excision repair; proteasome-mediated ubiquitin-dependent protein catabolic process
Cellular component (GO): cytosol; nucleoplasm
Molecular function (GO): ubiquitin binding; damaged DNA binding; proteasome binding
Source: RefSeq, a predicted model, not a curated record